Chiroxiphia lanceolata (lance-tailed manakin) is the source of this 1306-nucleotide messenger RNA. It is a transcript of the gene CD244, whose product is annotated as CD244 molecule. The record is from RefSeq and is a predicted model, not a curated record. Gene Ontology annotation, molecular function: MHC class I protein binding. Lineage: Eukaryota; Metazoa; Chordata; Aves; Passeriformes; Pipridae. Bases 56 to 1249 code for a protein of 397 amino acids. The transcript is spliced from 8 exons. Gene Ontology annotation, biological process: natural killer cell activation involved in immune response. Gene Ontology annotation, cellular component: external side of plasma membrane.
CUCGCCGCGGGGGAGUUUCGCACCUCUCGGGGCUGCCGGGGACCUGGCGCGGGGGAUGCUCCGGUGCGGGGGUCCCCGGUGCCCCCCGGCGCUGCUGCUGCUGCUGCUGGUGGUCGUGGCCAGCGGCCGAGGAGCCCGGGAGUGCCGCGAACGAGCCGUGUCCAGCGCUGGAAUGUUGGAGCUGCGGCCGGAGAGGCACCAGCAGGGGUGGACAGAGGUGCACUGGAGAGUGGACAGGAGUGCGGGACCACGGGAACGGAUCCUGACGGCCCGGAGAGAUGGAAGUGUCUCCUACACCAGGGGUUCUUUUCCUGGGAGAGCCGUUUUCCAGCCGGAGACCCUGUCCCUGAGGAUCUCCCCGGUCAGGAGGGAGGACAGUGGGGUCUAUAAGAUCGAGUUCGAGGAUCCAUCGGGAGCUGUCGCCGUCCUGUCCUUCUGUGUGCGGGUGUGGGAUCCCAUUCCCUGGCCGGAGCUGCAGGCACAGACCCUUCACCGGGAGCAGGGCUGGUGCAACAUCUCCCUGUCCUGCUCCGUUCCCGCUCCUGGAAGCGUCUCCUACAGCUGGAAUUGCAGCGGGGAUCCCUCGGGAGCCCCCCCGGGGCACCACAACCAGCCGCGGCUGCUGCAGCGGGUCCCUGUGGACGCCGAUCCCACCCUCUGCCUCUGCAACGCGAGCAACCCCGUGAGCUGGGGCGUGGCCAGCGCCGACAUCGCCGGCAUCUGUCGCCGCUCAGACCUUUCCCACCUCAUCCUGUGGCCUGCAGUGGCCUCGGCCGUGGCACUGCCCCUGUUCCUGCUCGUUGUCACCUGCUGCUGGUGGAGGAAGCGAAGGAAGAAAACCCCAGAAGCCCCCCCCGGACACGUGGAGGAGCCCCUGACCAUCUACGAGGAGGUGGGAAGAGACAAAAGCAGCCAAGACCCUGAUGGGACCCUUGAGCCCCCCCAGGCCCCCAACACCGUGUACGCCGUGGUCUGCCCCCCAAAACAGCAGGAGGAACCCCGGUGCCAGCGUUGCCCCGGGAGCUGCACCCUCUACUCCGUGGUGCAGCCGGGCAGGAGGGUGAGAUUGUCCCGGUUCCCCCCCGACCCCCCCGUGCUGACCCCGACCCCGUGUCCCCCUCGGGCGUUUGGGGUCACCCUCCCACUCCCACCCUCCCCAACUCUCCCCCACAGCCUCCUUCCCUCCGGAGGAAGAGGUUGGACCCCGCCCUGGUCUCCACCGCCUUCUUGGAGGAUCUGGGCGGUCUGAGGCCCUGGAGCCCCUCCUUGUGCGCCCCACACCCGACCCCUGCCGCUCUCCACCUCC